UGCGAUCAGGCGCGAAGUAGUAAAUACAUAUAAAACGGUUGUGGUCUGAGACGAGCCAGUUUCCAACCGCUGUCGGUGAAGGUACGACGUUAGCCUGAAUAAUGCAAACCGUCACAUUACUUUUGUUCGCGGUCGUCUUGACCGUGGCUCUUGCAGAGGGUCAAUACUACGUCCCGCGAGCCUACUACACAAUAGAUGCAGAGGGUCAUCAGUCGGCGUCGGUGCCUAUGCGCAGGCUUCGACGCUCCCUGAAUCCUUAUUCGAAUCCAUACGGAGGAGCGAAUGCCAAUGCGAACGCUGAAGCAAAUGCCUGGGGUGCCAAUGCUAAUGCAAAUGCCCAGGCCAACGCACAGGCAGGCGCAGGUUCUGGGGGCUGGGGUCUCCCCAUUGGAGCUGGCUACGGCGCUGCAAAUCCUAACGCAUUAAGCUAUGGUGAGACCCGACGCCAGUCAGGUCCAGUUACCGGAAGUCGAUCAGUCAGCGCGGGAUCGUCUGUAGGUAUUGACUCUUCCGGCAGAGGAUUUUACGACCAAUAUACUUCAGUUGGUAAUUAAAGCCAAUGGUAAUUAAUACUAUUAUCAUUUCAAAUCACUGAAAGUUCCUCUUUAUUCUAAUUUUAUUUAAAUAUUAAUAUUACGUCAGUUUGGGUGAAUGAGACCUAAUGGGUAAGGUAUAAAAAUAAAAUAUUAAUACAUA
This is a messenger RNA of Pieris napi, 696 nucleotides long. RefSeq lists its product as uncharacterized. The transcript has 4 exons. The record is from RefSeq and is a predicted model, not a curated record. Bases 102 to 554 code for a protein of 150 amino acids. NCBI's taxonomy places the organism in Eukaryota, Metazoa, Arthropoda, Insecta, Lepidoptera, Pieridae.